Dama dama (fallow deer) is the source of this 3409-nucleotide messenger RNA. It is a transcript of the gene DGCR2, whose product is annotated as DiGeorge syndrome critical region gene 2. Gene Ontology annotation, molecular function: protein binding. The transcript is spliced from 10 exons. Gene Ontology annotation, cellular component: membrane. NCBI's taxonomy places the organism in Eukaryota, Metazoa, Chordata, Mammalia, Artiodactyla, Cervidae. The record is from RefSeq and is a predicted model, not a curated record. Bases 77 to 1720 code for a protein of 547 amino acids.
CCGGCCCGGCCCCGGCCCGGCCCGACCCCUCGGCCCGGCCCGCGCGGCCGCCCCGGGGACGAUGAACGGAGGAUAAAUGGUGCCCAAGGCGGACAGCGGCGCGUUCCUGCUGCUCUUCCUGCUGGUGCUCACGGUCACCGAGCCGCUGCGGCCAGAGCUGCGCUGCAACCCCGGCCAAUUUGCCUGCCGCAGCGGUGCCAUCCAGUGCAUCCCCCUGCCCUGGCGUUGCGACGGGCUGGUGACCUGCGAGGACGGGAGCGACGAGGCCGCCUGUCCAGAAGUGAGCGGGCAGGCACGUCCCCACCAUGGGAAGGAGGCUGCGGACCCCAGGCCAGGCCGGGCGCGCGGCGGCGACCCCUCGCACCUGCACGCCAUGAGCGUGGCGCAGCCCGUGCGGUUCGGCAGUUUCCUAGGGAAGUGCCCCGCAGGGUGGCACCAUUAUGAGGGCACGGCCAGCUGCUACCGCGUCUACCUGAGCGGCGAGAGCUACUGGGACGCGGCGCAGACCUGCCAGCGUGUGAACGGCUCCCUGGCCACCUUCUCCACCGACCAGGAGCUGCGCUUCGUGCUGGCCCAGGAGUGGGAGCAGCCGGAGCGGAGCUUCGCCUGGCAGGACCAGCACAAGCUGUGGGUCGGCUACCAAUACGUCGUCACUGGCCGGAACCGCUCCUUAGAAGGACACUGGGAGGUGGCGUCCAAAGGUUCCUCGGAGGUGCUGCUGCCCCCGGACCCCGUCUUGGCGGCGGCCACGGCGGAGGGCGACAGCGUGUUCUGCGCGCAGCUGCAGUGCUUCCACUUCCCCACGCUGCGCCGCCACGACCUGCACAGCUGGCGCGCCGAGAGCUGCCAGGACAAGUCCUCCUUCCUGUGCAAGAGGAGUCAGACCUGUGUGGACAUCAAGGACAAUGUGGUGGACGAAGGCUUCUACUUCACCCCCAAAGGGGACGACCCGUGCCUGAGCUGCACCUGCCACGGCGGGGAGCCCGAGAUGUGCGUGGCCGCGCUGUGCGAGCGGCCGCAAGGUUGCCAGCAGUACCGCAAGGACCCCAAGGAGUGCUGCAAGUUCAUGUGCCUGGACCCAGACGGCGGCAGCCUGCUGGACUCCAUGGCCAGCGGGAUGCGCCUGAUCGUCAGCUGCGUGUCAUCCUUCCUCAUCCUCUCGCUGCUGCUCUUCAUGGUCCACCGGCUGCGCCAGAGGCGCCGCGAGCGCAUCGAGUCCCUGAUCGGGGCGAACCUGCACCACUUCAACCUCGGCCGCAGGAUCCCCGGCUUUGAUUACGGCCCUGAUGGCUUCGGCACGGGCCUCACACCCCUGCACCUUUCCGACGACGGGGAAGGUGGGACUUUCCACUUCCACGAUCCCCCUCCGCCCUACACCGCGUACAAGUACCCGGACAUCGACCAGCCUGAUGAUCCGCCGCCACCCUAUGAGGCCUCCAUCAACCCGGACAGCGUGUUCUACGACCCCGCAGAUGACGACGCCUUUGAGCCGGCGGAAGCCGCCCCUCCCGCCGCUGGGGACGGCAGCCGGGAGGGCACGGUGCCCCGGCGCCCGGAGCGCACCCCUGGGGCCCCCCUGGCCGACCUGGAAGACUCGGCCGACAGCAGCAGCGCCCUCCUGGCGCCGCCUGAGCCCUGCCCGGGUGGGGGCGCCCCUGCCCCAGAAGCGCUGCCAGGGGGCGGCCGGCAUAGCCGAGGUUCCCUCAACACCGUGGUGUAGAGGACGGCCCGCUGCCCCGAUGGGCGGGGCACCUGUCCGCCCUGAGAAAGACACUGGUGUCCAUGGGCAGCGUGAGGACUGGAGGCAGCCUGGGCCCGGGCCCGCGCACACAUGCGGCCCCCAGGGAGCACCCAACGCAUCCCACCCGCACCCUGGGGCUCCCUGAGGGCUCAGAUACGGGCGACUUCCGGUUCCUGUCUCUUUUUCAACAGCUGGGCUGGCAGAGUUCACAGAGGAGGCGCCGCGGGCUGCCGUGGGGAGGGUCACCCCGGCUCUGCUGGGCUUGACUGUCGCCCCGGCGUGGGCACGCCUGAUCUGAGGACUGUCGACGGCCCGGGCGGGCGCCUUGGGGGCUGCUCUGGGGGCGCCCCCAGCUCCCGUUGUCACACGGUGGGCCUGGCCUGGGGCCCUUCUGCCGAGGCCCUGAGGUGGGGCUGCCGGCUCUGUGCUGUGUUCCCCGCUGGGCUCCGUGAAGCCAGGUGCCCGCCCCGAGGCUCCCCCAGCACCAUGCAUGGUGCCCCCGCAGCCCUGGAGCCAGGCGGUGGCCUCCAGCCUGCCCGGGUGUCCCGCCCUGGGCCUCGCUGCGGUAGGAGCCUGGGUGCCCCCGCUCCUGCUGGCCCUGCCCCCACCCCACCUUGUGUGUGCCAUAAAGGGUCGUGUCCCAGGGGGAGGGGCUGAAACUCACGUCCUGGGCUGUCACCUGGAAGCCCGAUUCCUGCCCACCACCGCCAUCACCAGAACCCGGUGGCCGCAUGCCACCUUCCUGUCCCCAGCAGCAGGGUGCUGGGUGCCCUGCCCCACGGGGCGUUUGACUGAGGCUCCCUGUUGCCUGCUUCUGGGCAGUGGUCUUGUCUCCUGACACGGGGCUUUUAGCAUUUCUGAGGUUUGGAGAUUAAGCGGGUUUUGUGCGAUUUUUAGCACAUCCAUAUCUUUUCUACGUUGAGUGUCUGGGUCUUUCCUUUUCUGUGUGCAUGUGUGUCUGUGUCCACGUGUCUGCAGGCAGUGGCCAGCCGCGGGGACUCACCUGGGGCCCCUUGCAGCCUCUGCGGGCCAGCAGCAAGGAGGGGGUAACAAAGAGGGUGAUGCCGGGCCAUGCCGGUGCAGUCUUUGUGCGGACUGUUUUCUUCCUGGGUGGCGUGAGAUGCUCGUGUUGCCCCCAGGAGCCAGUGCUGGAGGCCUCACCGUGCAGGGGGCUGUGUGCUGCACGGGCCUGUACCCCCCGCGGCGGGCCCGAAGUGCUGAGAGGGAGAAGGUGCGUCCUGCCACCACUGUGUGCUGGGCACAGCGGUCACCGCAGGCCUAGCUGGUGCGGGUGAGGGUCGUGAGCACUCUUGCUUUGGGGUGGGCACCCUGAGGGGCCUGGCCCAGACCUGACCCAUGCGCACAGGAUGUGUGGGGGCCGAAGGGUGCCGGGCCAGUCAGGUGGGUGAGGGUGUUCGGGGCGGCCGCGGUGGGCCACAGUCAGUUGAGUCCUGGCCAGCCCUGCUUGAGAGUCCGGUGUGCCUGGAGGGGCUCCUGGCUGCCUGUUGCGGGUGGGUGUCCACACUCCACUGUCUCAAGGCCUGUCCAUGUUUUCCUUUCACUAAGGGUUUCUAGUUUGGGUUUAUUUUUGGUUGGGUUGGCACUAAUUCUUUUCUUAAGAUGCUGUGAGAACCAUUUCAUCCAAAUGCCAAAUAAACCUGUGUUCUG